GUACCCAAGAGCCAAGCCAUCGUUCCACAUGAAACGCUUCCGUUCGCGGUCGUCCCCGUCGAGGCAGCAGCACCACGUUUUCAAGUCAUUCAAGCCAGAGUCAAUCAAAAUCAUGCACUAAAUAAAAAGAUCCCGUUACGUCGGGAAAAGCUAAGCCAUUUGAAUUGUCACUCGCCAACAUAGGCACAACAGUAAACUGACAUUUUCAGCCUUCAUUUCACAUAGCUAACACCGUCACCAAAGUAUGCAGAACACAAGCGGAACACGUGCAAAAAAAAAAAAAAAAAGACACCAAGCUAGUGGCGUAACAGAGAACGUGAGGUUGAAUGCGAGCCCCCAAAUAUCGCGCAAUGCGGGAACAUUCUAUGCGCGUCUCGUGCAAAAUGUGGCACCGAAGAGGAAUCGUCAGUUGACCCAAGUCUGCACGUUCUAUUGGCAUAUCGCUAAGCGUGGACAGCUGAGCUAGUUAAUCGCGAAUAGCAUUGCGAAACACCGUUUCAGCGCACAAAUAAACAGGGACGAGCAGGGAGGAACAACAAGAGCGCCGCAGUAGACAAUGAGGCGAUGCUGGUGCCCCGCGAUCGCUCAAACAUAAUUACUCGAACCAGGCCACAAUCAUCAAAGGCGGCAAAAAAAAACGAAAUCAAGGAAAAAAAUUUUUCGCAUCGCUCAUGAACGAUCUCGCAAAUCUCUCGCCCUACCCAUAGCUGCAUGACGCGACACAACCGCCGUUCUUGUCCGUGUUUAUUUCUGCUCUGGAACGAUGUUUCAUAAUGCUAUCGGCGUAUAAACUGGCUGAAACCGCCAGCGGCAAAGCUCCCCCCCCCCCCCCUCUACACCCCAGAUGCAUGCACUGUCCCACACUUUAGCCUCUAGUCUGCUUGAAUAAAAAAAAAAAAGAAAAGACAAAUUUGCCCAGCAGCGCCCGCUUUAUUUUAUCGCGCGCCUACAGUGUUCCAUAUAUGCGACAACAUUUCGCGUAAUUGAUACAUGUGCACAGCGCAGUAGCGAACGCAGAAACGAAAAGCCAAUUUGUCGGGUGGCUCUGCCGCGCAUACAAAGCGUAUACAUACACGCCUUAUCGCGUUUCCUCGUUAUCGAACCUUAUCGAAUCGCAGGGGUCACGUCGACAUGGCCGAUCGGCCGUCGACACACUGUCCGAGCACCCGAGCUGCGCGCAGAGCUCGAGCAAGCAGUCCGUCCAGCCAGGAGCGACUGGCCGAAGAAUCGGUGCUUUCGCAGCUGCUUCUCAGUCGUCGCCGCCGUCGUACAUACGCGCGUAUACUACACGCAUACUGCGGCAGACUCUCCUGCGAGGAAUGUUCAUCGGGGACGCGCCGCCGUCGUACAUACGCGCGUAUACUACACGCAUACUGCGGCAGACUCUCCUGCGAGGAAUGUUCAUCGGGGACGCACCGGCGCCGGGCCAACGGGGCGUACGCGCCGAUGACGCAUAGCCACGCACGCGGAGUCGGCUCGCGUAGGGGAAGCGACAACACGUGUUGGCCGUGGACGCAGCGCUCAGUGCAUUGCGGCGCAUAGACGUCGCCCCCGGAAACAGCGCGAAUAGUUUCAGAGCACGUUUCCUGCAGACCGCCUCGACAGGCAAAGCCAUGGCUUGAGCAGCGCCAUGGGCACCAGUGGACGUACUUUCCCGGCUCAUAAGCCCAGCGUCUACGCUCGAAGCGGGCGGUUCCGUUUCGUCGUCGCGUAGCGCCCAUGGGACACAAGAGCGACAUCGCGCGCGUCACGCUGGUCGCGGCGGGCGACAGCGCGGUGGGCAAGUCCGCCGUGCUGCACGUCUUCGUGCACCGGUGCUUCCCGGCCGAGUGUCCGCCCACGGCGCUCGACCAGAAGGAGACGCUGCUGCACUGGAACGGUGAAACGGUGUACCUGAGCCUGUGGGAUACUCCGGGGUCCAGCUCGUACGACGCGCUGAGGCCGCUCGCCUACCCCGAGGCUGACGCGGUCUUGAUCUGCUUUGCGCUCGACGACCGCACCAGCCUAGUCAACGUCGAGCAUAAGUGGGCGCCCGAGAUUAGGGAACGCCUGCCCAACGUGCCAAUAAUACUCGUCGGAAAUAAACAGGACCUUCGCGACAUUGAUCCACAGCCACUGUGUGAAGUGAAUCCAAGGCCAGAUGCUGAAUCAUUUGUGAGCACUUCUGAGGGUGAAGCAAUGCUGGAAUGCAUAGGAGGGUCAGCCUAUGUGGAAUGCUCAGCUCUCAUGGACGAAGGUCUUGAAAGGGUCUUUGGUGCAGCAAUUGAAGUGGCACUCAAGCAGAAAACCCAAAAGAAGAAAUGCUGCCCUUGCUGCUGCAGUAUUCUGUAACCAUUUGGUUUUUACAGUUUUACGUCUUUCAGUAUUAAAAUCUCAACAGAGGAAAUCUCAAUGAAAUGCUGGUCACAACGUUGCACAUGACAGUUCCCCUCCCGUGAAAGCAAAGCUGGAGCAGCUUGAUUCGCAAAGCUUCUUCGUUCAUAAGUGUUUCGUCAUCGGUUGGGUGCCUUCACUACCACAAAAUAUGUUCACUGCUACAAUUGGCUAGUGCCCCUUCUUGUCAACCACUCCAGUACACAAACUGCUUCGGAACAGCCAACUUCCUGUACACAAUUGUUUUAUUGACUCUCAACCUCUGCCAACACUUCUAAUGCACUAUAACAGCAUAUAACAGGUUCUGCUUGAUUUGGCUGCACUUCCUGCACUAGCUCAGAAACAGUACAGCAUGAGACGCCUGCACUGCCCUCCUCCUUUCGUCACCGUGCAAGAAAUCAACAACUUCUUGGCACGUUUACCGUAGCUUAUUUAGAAAUGCAGAACGUACAGGUGCCACGUAAGUAUUUCGCAGUGCAAAACACUGCACUGUAAGCCUUACCAGCAAUGCCAAACAUAACGUUACCUAAUGUUUCAUUGACGCAAGCAGAAGGUAAGUUCACAGGAUGGACUGCUACAAGCACACAUUCACAAACAUAUAAUGAUACUGUCUCCAAGUUCUCAUCCAUCACACUUUCUGCCCAGCAAGAUCCAUCCACAGCUCCCUCUUCAUUGCCUCUAUGAAAUACCAUAAUUACUCACUUUUAACAUGCACUUUUUUUUUCUAGUAAGGUUUACUAAACAAUGACAUGCACUUUGGAAUGAAGUGUGAAACCAGGACUGCAAUAGUGACAAGCUAUCGUAAUUGGCAUUCAACACUGAUGUAAUCCAAACCAAUUCACACAUGACCUGUAGCUCUAGUAGCUACGACGACGUUUGUGCCCACUUUUGUGAGCUUGUUAUGCACCCAGAGUCGUCUGCA
This is a messenger RNA of Dermacentor andersoni, 3295 nucleotides long. RefSeq names its product ras-like GTP-binding protein rhoA. Gene Ontology annotation, molecular function: GTPase activity; GTP binding. NCBI's taxonomy places the organism in Eukaryota, Metazoa, Arthropoda, Arachnida, Ixodida, Ixodidae. The record is from RefSeq and is a predicted model, not a curated record. Gene Ontology annotation, biological process: small GTPase-mediated signal transduction.